Molecule: messenger RNA, 948 nt
Organism: Bipolaris oryzae ATCC 44560
Lineage: Eukaryota; Fungi; Ascomycota; Dothideomycetes; Pleosporales; Pleosporaceae
Exons: 1
Coding region: 1-948 (315 amino acids)
Source: RefSeq, a predicted model, not a curated record
AUGCUGCCAUCACUAUUGCAGCAACCUUCUCCAUCCUCAUCGUCCUCAUCUAGUACUAGCUCCUCGCACGCAGCAAGCACCAGCACCAGCAGCACCAGCAGCACCAGCAGCAGUGGCAGUAAUAGUAGUAGUGCUAUUCCAAAACCCACAACCCCAUCCCCCUUCUUCGCACCCCUCCCACACACAACAUGGUCCCCCACAGCCGCCGCCCUGGCCCUGACCCGCGACAUCGCUAGCAUGAACACCACCAUCCUAGCCGAUCUGCACGGCCUCUCCAGCAUCCCGCGUAUCUACACCACGCUGUUCCACCGCACCCGCGAAUUCGCAGCCACCGUGCGCCAUUUUGCCAGCGUCGUGGCGUCGGGCUCGUGGGCUGCCGCCGCGUGUCUGCUGGUCGACUGGGGCGUGCAUGUGCUGCGGCAUCCGGGCGUCGGGCUCGAGCGCUUUCUGAAUAGUCAGAGAGAGAGUUUGUAUUGGAUUCUUGACGAUGCGUUGUUGAGGAUUUGUGUGGAUAUGUGGGAUCCGCCGUCUGAGCAACGGCAGCAAAAGGAGAUUUGUGAGAGGGAGGAGAAGGCGCGCGAGGUGACGAGGGUGGUGCCGUGGGAUCAGGCGACGGGGCCGAUUGUCAGGGUGCUGGCCAAGGCGCAGGUGUUGGUGCCCAUUUGGGGGCAGAUGGAUGUUGAGGAGACGAGGAAGUGGGAGGUACCUAUCUAUGAGGGUGCGCAGGCCGACUGGUUUGAGGUGGGUUGGUUUCGGCGGUCGAGGCAGUUUCUUAGGGAGAGUAGUAGGAUCCAUGAGAUUUGGAGGACGGUGAGGAGGGCGGGGAAGGGACAGUUGCCUGCAGAAUUGGCGAAUGUGAUUGUCGAGGAUGUGGCGGCGUUUGAGGAGUUGCCGCUGGGGGAUCUGAGGGAGUUGUAUUUUCCGACUGGGAAGAGAGUGUCUCGCUGA